Plasmodium coatneyi is the source of this 3195-nucleotide messenger RNA. RefSeq names its product Histidine--tRNA ligase. The record is from RefSeq and is a predicted model, not a curated record. Lineage: Eukaryota; Apicomplexa; Aconoidasida; Haemosporida; Plasmodiidae. Gene Ontology annotation, biological process: mitochondrial translation. The transcript has a single exon. Bases 1 to 3195 code for a protein of 1064 amino acids. Gene Ontology annotation, cellular component: mitochondrion.
AUGAGCAUAAGCGUUUACAAGAACAAAAUAUUCAACACCAAGGAUGUGGUCGAUGUAUGCAUACACCAGAGGCACCUGAAGCUGGAGCCGUCCAGCUUUAAGGAUUCCGUUUAUAAAUUGAACGAGCAUAAAAUAAGUGUAGACCAUUUAGAAAAGAGAGAUGGAUCGUUCAUCAGUCGGGAGGACGUAAAUGUAGGGGGGGAAGAAGGUCCAAAAGAAAGAGGGCAGACCGGGCAAGGAAAAUCCCUCACUUAUCACAUGGACGAAUUGAAAUGCUUGUACUUUUUUUUUCUCAUAAAUAUGCUAAGAUUUAAAAACAGUUUGGAUUUAAAUUUGAUAAGGAGCGUUUGCUCCUCGAUCAACAGCACUACGGAGUGUACUUGCGGGGUGGAGGGGUCAUGUUCCUCAUCAAUUACUUCGCCGGCCAGUGCAAUAUUACCAGGGGGACGCCCCCACAGUGAAGUACUAAAACAGUUCUUCAUUUCGAAUUUGAAAAAAUGUGCCAAAUUGGAAUACAACCUGAACGACUUCAACACGUGUAUAAGUGUUGUGUUAGAAAACUGUAGCAUAGUUUUUUUAAAUGCCUACAAAACGGUGUUCCUGUGCAAGUACCUGACCUGUUGCCUGUGCAACGUUCUGGAGUUAUUUCAAAUAAACUGUGACGUCCUAUUUAAGAACGCCUUUAACAAUAACGUGAAUAAUAGUAACAUACAGUCAAUAAAUGAGCUGAUAAGUAAGAUCAAAUGGAUGACACACGAUUCUAAGGUGGAGAAGAAUAAGGAGUUGUCCAAAAAAUUCGGUGCAAACUUGUUGUUAUUCGUUUAUACGCAAAGUAAAUUAAGGGACGACGGUGAAUACUUUAUGUACCUAAUAAAUCAAAAUUUUAAAAACAGCAUAGAUAGCUAUAGAAGUGAAUACACCGAUCAGAUGAAUUCUUUAAAUAGCUAUAUCACCAUGUUGAGCAAAAAUAUGAAUGACACGCUUACGGUGCAUAUUAAGAAUGUGCUUGACAUUACAGCGAAAGUGGUGCCAUUAUUUGUUGGGAAGAUGAACGAAUUUGUUAAGGCGAAUGAAGAAAUUGUGCAGGAGCACGCAGAUUUGAAGAAGCCCCUGUCGAACGGAUUUAUACUGCUAGAUGAGUCCGCAGCAGAGGGAAGCACCUCAUCAGGUUCAAUUCUGUCCCAGCUGUAUGAAGAGAAAUAUUUAAAGAGCAUCGAGGAGAGGUUCCACCAGAUGGAGUUCCCGAACGAGUUGCAAAAGUUUAGCGAAAUGAACAGCAUAUUUUGCGAGCUACUAAUUCUUCUGACGGAUAUUAUUAUUCAGACGAACAUUAUGUACGACAUAAAGGCGUAUAACAAAGCGCUAGCACAAGUGUUGAAAAAUAAGAAAGUGUCUGGUGGAGUACACCAUAUAGGGGUGGGGUGUAUUGAGUUUAAGAAUUUUCUCUACUCCGUGAUGGCAGAAGGGGGAGGUUCCCAAUUGGGCACGUCCAAACCAACAGAGGGGGAAGUAAACCAAAUGAUACCUAUGAGUGGAAACAAAAUUGUUAUAAAUAAUUCCUUCCCUUCGUUAAGGAGAAAGUUAAAUGUGUACAAAUUGGAUGAACAGAUAGAGCAAGUACUAAUCCAGAAAAAUAUAAAUUUUAAUUUGAAAGUUCCGAAAGGUGCUAAAGACUUUACAGGAGAAGAUAUGCAAUUGAGAAAUAUUUUUUUCGAUUUUGUAAAGAAGAAGUUUUUACUACACGGGGCAGUAGAAAUAGAUACGCCCAUUUUUGAACUGAAGGAAACCCUAACAGAUAAAUAUGGAGAAGACUCCAAAUUAAUAUUCGAUUUGAAGGAACAAGGAGGGGAAAACCUAUCCCUUAGGUAUGAUUUAACUGUUCCUUUAUAUCGCUUUGUUAAUACAAAUAAUUUGAAUUGUCUGAAGAGGUUCCAUAUAGGAAAAGUGUACCGGAGAGAUGAACCGAGCAUGAACAGAGGCAGGUUUAGAGAAUUCUACCAAUGCGAUUUUGACAUCGUAGGGAAGUAUGAUACAAUCCGUACUGACUUUCACAUUCUGUUCAUAUUCUGGGAUAUUUUAAAUAACUUAAAAAAGGUGAUUGGUAAUUUUAACUGCAAAAUAAAUCACAGAAAAAUUUUAGAAUAUAUGCUUCUCUCCAGUAAUAUUCACAAAGAUAAGGUAAAAACGAUUUCCAGCAGUAUAGACAAACUGGACAAAAUAACGUUUCAGCAAUUUAGGGAUGAGUUAUUAAAUGAGAAAGGAAUCCCCGUCGAGUCGGUAGAUAAAAUAGAAACUUACAUUUCCAAGACGUUAAGUUUGUCCCCUUUUUUGGUCAUCGAAUUUUUGAGAAACGAUUUAAGUGAAUCCCCUUUUGAGGAAUCUUACAAAAAUGAAGUGUAUCAAGUUAUAAACCAUUUAGAGGAAAUUUUUGAGCUGUUAAAAUAUUUUAAUAUGCUCAAUCAAUUUUCCUUUGAUUUAUCUCUCGCUAGGGGGUUGGAUUACUACACGGGGAUUAUAUUCGAAUUUGUUCUCCUGUCUGAGACGGGAGUAGGAAGUGUAGCUGCGGGGGGCAGGUAUGAUUACUUGAUAAGGAAUAAGCGAAAGGAGUACAUCCCAUCCGUUGGCGCUUCUGUUGGUAUCGAGCGGAUCAUUGCCAUUGCUGAGGGGGUGGUAAAGAAGGGUGGCUUGCUUCUGUCACCAGAGGAUGGGGGGGCACUUCUUUCACCUAAGAAGGAGGUAACGGUGGAGGAUUCUCCCCUCGGGAAGGUUGCUUCACCGGGAAAUAUAGCCCCUCAGGGGAAUGUCUCUUCCCCCGCCUUACCCCUGAAGGACAACUCCGUAGAUGUCCUCAUAUGUAAUAUCAAGAAAAACUGCUUUAAAGAGACCAUCGAACUGUGUAAGAAGUUGUGGGAAGAGGACAUAUCCACGGAAUUUAUAUACGUGAAAGACCAGAAGAUACAGAAGCAGCUGGUUUACGCCUUGGAGAAGCAGAUUCCCCUGGCGGUUAUAAUUGGCGAUGAAAUUGAAAGGGGCGUCAUCAAACUACGAGAGCUGACACAGGACAAGGAGAAGUCGGCUGGCGAACGGGAAAUCAAGCUAGGAGAUUGUGUGCAGGAGAUAAAAAGUUACUUCAGGGAUAACCUGACCUGGAAGCAGAGCGUCACGAAGGCUUUGUUUGGCCGACCGGCAUUAUAG